GAAAGGGAGCUGGGGCACUUGCUAAGGCUCUGAGGACUUUUUCGUGAGGUACCUCGUUACGUAAUAUUUAUAACGAAAGGCGCUGCAGCUGCAUCAGCGCGCUGGCCCGCAUUUUGCGUCCCCGUUUACAACCACCAGCUGGGAUACAAUGGGGAUGGGAGGAGGGGAGUAGAAGCGUCCGGCAGGCGGAUAGCGGUCUGAACAGCGGGAAACCAAUCAUUGGUGCAGAAGCGAGCCCAGGGAAUUUCCCCCGGUUCUGGCACCAGACCACGGACCCCGAGGGGCUGUCGUGUGACCCUACGGAUCAGCAGGGAAGCCAGCUUAAAAAUGCAGCAUCUGGGAUCAGUCCUCUUAAGAUUUUUAUUCAGUAGGCGGGGAAAAGGAGCUAGGGCUUAGAAACCUGCCUUUUCAGUCGGCUCUCUGGGGAUUCUGGGACGGUGACCCGGGCACCUCACACUGAGACCACCACACUGGAACGUGGGCCGAGGGGUCCUCAGGCUGAGGAAGAAGGGGGGAGGGCCCGCGCCAGGCGCGGAACCGCGCGCGGUCGCGAGCGCGCCGCUCCCCAGCAACAGCGCAUGCGCCGGUCGCCUUCCAGAAAAGCCGCGCAGCUUCGCGGGCCCGGAUCUUCCAAUCGGAGCCCGGCGUUCUCCGAGUGUGUAUCCUGGAGCUGUCGGCUGCCGGAGGCGGGAGGAAAGGGGCCGCUCGGGCCCGGGCGGGGCCGCGGCCGGCGAAAGUCUGCGGAGGUCUGCCAGGGAAGUCGAGUCUCCGAAAGUGGCAGUUGUAAACACCGUCUCCCUGGGGCUGGUCUCCCUCUUGUUCCCCCCUGUGCUCUUUGUUCCUCCUCCCUGGGUCCUAGAGUCCGUCGCGUUCCAACAGUUUUUGCUCUGACCCCGCGGCCUGCCUGGGCCUCUUUCUGCCUUUGAGAUCCGAAGCUGCCCCAGGGGUCUUGGGUGUGCAGUCUGGAUCACAGGAGACCCCUGAGACACAUUGAGAGAGAGGAGUACAUUCUGGAUGACCCACAGGACUCAGAUGUGCGGAUAUUGGACUUCUGCUGGGGAUACCAAGAGACCUUGUGAGAUCUUCAUAUUUGUGUCUAUUUGGAGUUAGUUAGUUAUCGAGAUGUUUACCCAAAGAUUCCUUCACACUGUAGUAACUUAGAGUUGUUGAUUGUUGAGUUUGGAGUGUCUCUGGUAGAAGAGUGUUCUGGAGAGAAGGCCGGGACUUCAGCCCAUGUAACCUGUAAGCCACAGACGUCUUGGACAGUUUUAAUCAUUAAUAACGAAGUAUAUCAUUGAGCAACAGUGGGGUAUUUUGAAAGAGUUGGAAGACUCAUCAUGAGUUUGAAUACUUCAAAUAAUGCCUCCGGUGAUAUCCAAAGGUUGAAGAAUGCCUCGUCUGAUAUAAAACAAAUGGUUAAAAAUGAAACAGACUUGGAUAUUACUGCUGAUCUCAGAAAGAAACUCCAUCGGGCUAAGAAAGAAAAAUUAGAAAUAACAACUAAGCACAAUGCAGAGCUGGCAAGCUACGAGAGCCAGAUUGCCAAGCUACGAUCCGAGGUUGAAAAAGGAGAGGCAUUGCGACAAAGUCUGGAAUAUGACCUGGCUGUUGCUAGAAAGGAAGCUGGACUCGGAAGGCGGGCUGCUGAAGAAAGAUUAGCGGAGGCACGUAGGAUCCAAGAAAAACUCUGUGCUCAGAAUGCAGAACUUCAGGGAAAGGCAAGUGGGAUGGAGAAAGCAUUCCAGACUUCCCAGCAGAAAUGGAAAGAAGAAUGCAGAAGAUUUGAAUGUGAUUUGGAGGAAAGAGACAAUAUAAUUCAAAACUGUGAUCAAAAAUAUGAUUUACUUAUGAAAGAAAAAAGCAGACUAGAGAAAACUGUACAGGAAGCGUUGGAAAAACAUCAGCAGGAGAAGAAUGAGAUGGAGUCUCAUAUCAGGGAGACAGCAUUGGAGGAGUUUAGAUUACAAGCAGAACAAUGGGAAGCAGAAAGAAGAGAGUUACAAUUUAUAGUACAGGAGCAAGAUAAUGCUUUACAAAAUAUGCAUGAGAAAGUAGAAAAAUUAGAAGCCGAACACAUGGAGUGCUCUGACCUUUUACGUCGACAGACAAGUGAAUUCGAAUUUAGCACUCAACGAGAGGAACGUCUUAGAAAAGAGUUUGAGGCAACUACUCUAAGAGUGAGGAAAUUAGAAGAAGAUAUUGAAGCAGAGAGAGCAGCACAUUUGGAAUCGAAAUUUAAUUCUGAAAUUAUUCAGUUACGGAUUCGAGACCUUGAAGGAGCUUUGCAGGUAGAAAAGGCCAGCCAAGCAGAAGCUGUUGCUGAUUUGGAAAUGAUCAAGAAUGAAUUCAAAGAAGUUGAAAGUGCAUAUGAACGAGAAAAGCAUAAUGCACAAGAGAGCUUUGCAAAACUAAAUAUAUUAGAGAGAGAGUAUUUCUCCAAAAACAAGAAACUAAAUGAAGAAAUCGAGGAACAGAAGAAAGUAAUUAUAGACCUUUCAAAGAGACUCCAGUAUAAUGAAAACAGUUGCAGUGAAUUACAGGAAGAACUUGUAAUGGCUAAGAAGCACCAGGCUUUUCUGGUAGAGACAUGUGAAAAUAACGUGAAAGAGUUGGAAUCAAUCUUGGACAGCUUUUCUGUGUCUGGCCAGUGGACAUCAGGCAUCCACAGGGACAAAGAUAAACCUCCCAGCUUCUCUGUUGUCCUUGAGAGUUUGAGGCGUACCUUGACAGAUUACCAGAACAAGCUGGAAGAUGCAUCUAAUGAGCUAAGCAACAUGAAUCAUGCUAAGGAAAAGACAUCUAAUGAACUUGAGUCUACCAAACAGAAGGUAGAGUCUCAUGCUAAAAAUAUAAAGUACCUUCAGGAUAAAUUGGCUGAUGUCAAUAAAGAGUUAAGUCAUUUACGCACUAAAUGUGCAGACAGAGAGGCUCAAAUAAGCACUUUAAAAGUGGAACUACAAAAUGUGCUGCACUGUUGGGAGAAAGAAAAGGCGCGAGCAGCCCAAUCUGAAAGUGAGCUGCAGAAGCUUUCCCAGACUUUCCAUACGGAUACCGAGGAGAAGCUAACCUUCCUUCAUACCUUGUAUCAGCACUUGAUAGCAGGCUCUGUGCUCAUAAAACAACCAGAAGGCAUGCUGGAUAAAUUCUCUUGGUCUGAGCUUUGUGCAGUUUUGCAGGAGAAUGUUGAUGCCCUGAUCGUAGACCUCAACAGGGCUAAUGAGAAGAUAAAUCAUCUAGAGUAUAUCUGUAAAAACAAGUCUGAUACGAUGAGAGAGCUUCAGCAAACCCAGGAAGACACCUUUAACAAAGUGGCAGAGCAGAUCAAAGCCCAGGAGAGCUGCUGGCACAAGCAAAAGAAGGAACUGGAGCUGCAGUACUCCGAACUCCUCGUGGAGGUACAGAAGAGGGCACAGAAAUUUCAAGAAAUUGCUGAAAAAAAUACAGAAAAGUUGAACCGUAUUGAGAAGUCACAUGAACAAUUGGUUGUUGAAAACACACAUUUCAAAAACUUGUUAUCACAGACUAAAAGGGAACAAACAUCCUUGCUGGCGGCCUGCGCAUUGAUGGCUGGUGCCUUAUAUCCUCUGUAUAGCCGAUCAUCUGCCUUAUCCACACAGAGAGAUUUUCUCCAGGAGCAGGUCAACACCUUUGAGUUGUUAAAAUUGGAAGUUAGAACUCUAGCCCAGGCUUUGUCAAUUGUAGAGGAAAAGAAGCAAGAGGAAGCCAAGAUGAAGAAAAAAGCAUUCAAAGGAUUAAUACGUGUAUUCCGGAAAGGUGUUAUUGCAAUUUUGGCAGCAAACAGACUCAAGAUUUUGGGCCAGUCGUGUGCCUCUCUUUUUACCUGGAUGGAGAGUUUCAAAGAAGGCAUAGGCAUGUUAGUGUGUACAGGAGAGCCCAAAGACAAGCAUAAAUUUCCAAAACAUCAAAAGGAGCAGUUACGUUGUUUGCGAACUCUCAGUUGGCUCACCAGUUCUGACCUUCUUGCUGCAAUAAUCAGUUCUAUGGCUGAGUUACAGGAAGCUAUUAGUAAAACAGAUCCAAAUUCCAGAAUUUGUGGACAUUUGCUUAUAGGAGCAGCCAAGAGUUCUUUUGCAAAACUCAUGGAUAAAAUUAAUCUGGCAAUGGACAGUAUACCUUUGCACAGGAGCAGGAGUAUUAGAUAUGUGGAAAAAGAUUCCCUGGUUCAGAGGCUGGCCCGUGGACUUCAUAAAGUAAACACACUGGCCCUGAAAUACGGUCUAUGUGGCCACAUGCCCAUUUUGAAAAGCACAGCAUCAUUACAGAAGCAAAUAUUUGGAUUUACACAAAGACUGCACACAGCAGAAGUGGAGCGCCGCUCACUACGCUUAGAGGUCACAGAACUGAAACGAAAUGUGAAUGAACUGAAGAAGGAGCUUGACAAAACCCAGGGUCUUCAGAUGCAGUUAAAUGAAGUUAAGCAGUCAAAAUUGAUCACCCAUGAGAAGUUUGCAAGUGCAUGUGAAGAACUGAAUAAUGCAUUACUACGGGAACAGCAGGCUCAAAUGCUAUUGAAUGAGCAGGCACAGCAACUACAGGAGUUGAAUUAUAGGCUUGAAUUACAUUCCAGUGAGGAAGCUGACAAAAACCAAACUCUUGGAGAAGCUGUUAAGAGUCUCUCCGAGGCAAAGAUGGAGCUGAGAAGAAAAGAUCAAUCUCUGCGUCAGCUCAAUAGACAUCUUACCCAGCUGGAGCAGGACAAGCGUCGACUGGAGGAGAACAUCCAUGAUGCAGAGAGUGCCCUCCGCAUGGCAGCCAAGGACAAAGAAUGUGUUGCUAAUCAUAUGAGAACAGUAGAAAAUGUGCUUCAUAAGGUCAGAGAUCAGAUCUCGCUGUCACGGACUGCGGCAAGUAGGAAUGACUUCACCCUGCAGCUACCCAGACUGCACCUGGAGACCUUUGCAAUGGAGGGGCUCAAGGGCGGGCCAGAGGUUGUAGCGUGCCAGGCUAUGAUUAAAAGUUUCGUGGAUGUCUACCAGCUUGCAAGCACUAGAAUUGCUACAUUAGAAAAGGAAAUGACAUCUCAUCGAAGUCACAUUGCAACCUUGAAAUCAGAACUUCACACAGCUUGUUUACGUGAAAAUGAAAGUUUACAAUCAACAGGAUCACAAGACCAUUCAAAUCUCUCCAUUCCUUCAAGAGCUGCUCUUCCUGCUGACACAAUUGACGUUGGGGAUCUUUUGCCAUUGAAAGCUGAACCUGACACAACUUACACUUUCUUAAAGGAGACACUUAUAAAUCCUGCGCCCCUGUCGUCAUCUCACUCCUCUCCAGUGAUGAUGUCUGCUACUGCCGGGAGACCAGCUCAGAUUGGAUUAUGACUUUAUGAAAUAAAAAGGAUGCAGGAAGAGUUAACAGUACAAUUAAAAUUGUUUUGAAGGGGGAUUUUCUUAUCAGUUGAAUUUUGCUUCAGCACAAGUGGCCAUGGGUUUUUAAAAAUUGUGUGAUACCUUGAUGUGUACAGGUAUCUGUGUCCCUUGAAUAAUGAAAUAACCAACU
Messenger RNA from Orcinus orca (killer whale), 5517 nucleotides. RefSeq names its product coiled-coil domain containing 171 (gene CCDC171). Lineage: Eukaryota; Metazoa; Chordata; Mammalia; Artiodactyla; Delphinidae. The record is from RefSeq and is a predicted model, not a curated record. The transcript has 29 exons. The coding region runs from base 1338 to 5339 and encodes 1333 amino acids.